UGGUUAGUGGGGCGCUGGCUGGGGGCUGAGGUUAACAUCUCUUUAGCUCAUCACCUGCCUUCUCUAUAUUUCUCUGCUCUCCCUCUGCAGUGAAGAUGAACACGUCAGCGCCCCAGCCCACUGGUCGCAGCCAGAGCGCCUCCUCCGACAGCGUGUUUGUGUCCCCCAGCACUAAGCGGCAGCAUGUCAGCAGCUCGAACACCCCGGUGCUAGCCAGCUUCCCGGGGAACGACGACGAACAGGAACGGAAGCAGCGCCGACGCUCCAGGGUCAUCGAUCUGCAGCUCAGCAGCACUGAUUCGCCCCUCUCUGUGCAGUCCCCUUCCAGCAGGCCAGCAGAAACCUCCUUGCCUGUGAUCCCGAAACUGACAAACACCCAGAUUUCAGAUCACUACUCCACCUGCAUCAAGCUGUCAACAGAGAACAGAAUCACCACGAAGAAUGCGUUUGGCCUGCAUCUCAUAGACUACAUGGCAGAGAUACUCAAACAGAAGGACUCCGAACUGACCAACUUCAAGAUAGCGGCCGGCACCCUGGAUGCCAGCACAAAGAUCUAUGCGGUGAGAGUGGAUGCUGUCCAUGCAGAUGUAUACAAGGUUCUUGGAGGGUUGGGAAAAGACUCAGCCGCCACAAAGGAUGUGGACAGCCAGGGUGCAGAUGGAGCUGCUGCCGGUACUGAAGCUGCCAAGAAGCUCCAGACAAAGAAGAAGCACUCGUACAAAACAAUCGAACAGAACCUGAAUAACAUAAACGUCUCUGAGGCAGAUCGCAGAAGUGAGGUCGAUCCCAUGUUCCAGAAGACAGCAGCCUCCUUUGAUGAGUGCAGCACAGUUGGCAUCUUUCUCAGCACCCUGCACACCCACAGCUAUCGCUGUGAGCUCCUGUUGGAUUCCAAAGUCACGCCUCUCCCAUCUUCUGAGACAUUGGAGUCCCCGAGCUCUACUCCUGUGAAGGUGGCAGACCUGAAGUCUAUCCUACUGCAGUGCAUCGAACAGCGCCCCAUCUGCCCUACAUUGAGUGGCUUCCAGAUUUCUCACUGGGACAGUGACUCCCAUAAUGAGUCAGUGUCUGCUCUGCUGGAUAGAUUUAAGAAAAGCGACCAAGUCUUUGAUAUCAACGCAGAGGCGGAUUGUGACCCUGAAGACUGUGCUGAUGCCCUAGUGGAGGAUGACUUUGAUGCAGACAUGCCAGAUAGGACGGUAGCAGGGGAUGUUGGGGAGUUCUCAGACAAGCGGGAGGCCUGCAGGAUGGUGCGUGAGAGCAUGAGUAAGGAUGUGAUUCCCCUUGCGGAGGGAGACAUCGGGACCAUGUGCCUCCAUCUCUCUGUGAAACCUGGAGAGUAUUCCUACUUCAGCCCCCGCACCAUGUUGAUGUGGGCCGGCCCAGAGCACUGGCGCUUUAAGCCUCACCAUAAACUGGACAGGGGUGCUGAGAAUGGGGGCAGGAAGAGGAACAUAAAGAAAGUCUUUGAACUCAACUUUGAUGAAGAUAUUGACUUCACGACGCGUUUCCGUAAAACUAGGGCAGCGACAACUCUGGCCAAAUCAACUCUUGACAACCAGAACAAGAAGAGCACCACUCUCCCUGAAGACUUCCACUAUGACCCUGACAAUAUCAUCCGACUCUCCCUCAAACCAGCUAUCAAGCUGUGGAGGAAGGCUCUUCAGAGCAGCUCGUCUGACCAAGAGGAUGAGAUUGGAGAGUAUGAUUAUAACAACCCCAAUGACACCUCCAACUUCUGUCCUGCACUGAAGGCUGCUGAUAGCGAUGAUGACCUCGACCCCAUUGACUUCAUGGGCCAGGGUGGGCCCUUUGAACUGACCGUGAGGGGAACAGAUCAGUUUGAGCUCAGCAGGGCCCUUGGGGUUGACAUCACGACGUAUGGCGAGUCCAAUCUUGUUGCUGAGCCACAGAAGGUGAAUAAGAUAGAAAUUCAUUAUGCAAAGACGGCCAAAAAGAUGGACAUGAAGAGGCUAAAACGGACCAUGUGGGACCUCCUGACUGAUGUGCAGAAGGACCAGGUUGGGGCAGAGAAUGAAGUCGCAGAGAAGGAGAUUGACUCUGUAACGCUAGCAGGCAAGAAGGUCUUCAGUGGCAUCACAAAAGAUCUACUUCACAGACUACCUUCCGUGAUGGCUCAGAACCUCUCUGUGCCACUGGCCUUUGCCUGCCUCUUGCACUUGGCAAAUGAAAAGAAUCUGAUGCUGGAGGGGGUAGAGGACUUGUCUGAUGUCCUUGUGAAGCAAGGAGAUUGACGUGCCACAUGGGCGGAGCAGGGCGCUCUUCAGGAGCUCUUCGUCCCACCAUGAGACUAGCCAUUUGUUUCAGCGAGUGGCAUGACUGCAUCUCUCCCCUGCCAGCGACAUCAGUGGGAUUUCUCAGAACACCUUGUAUGAAUCAUGGACACCUGCCUCUCCAAACCUGGGCUCUUAGGGUCUCUCAGGCAGAUGGAGAUUGCUACUCUUGUGCUUCCAUGGGAACCGGAGCCUUCUUUGAACCAUCAAACUGUCUCCCUUGUCUUUUUAGAUGGGAACAAUGACCCACAGAUUCAUGCUGCUUCUUGCCAUAGCCACUGCUAGAGCAAAGAACUCUCCAGCAUAUCCCCACCUGUCUGUUUUAACACAGCUCUCACUUUCUGUACAUAGGACUGGUUGUAAUUACUGGGUUUUUACCCCCUUAACUAUAUUGUCUCUUCGCUUUACACAUUAUUAGGAUCUCUCUGAAAUGAUUUUACCCUAUUUUGUACAGAGCUUUUUUUAAAAAAAAAAAAAUAAACUGCAAUAUUGGUUCA
This is a messenger RNA of Gopherus flavomarginatus (Mexican gopher tortoise), 2791 nucleotides long. RefSeq names its product non-SMC condensin I complex subunit H (gene NCAPH). The transcript is spliced from 17 exons. Lineage: Eukaryota; Metazoa; Chordata; Testudines; Testudinidae. The coding region runs from base 96 to 2255 and encodes 719 amino acids. The record is from RefSeq and is a predicted model, not a curated record. Gene Ontology annotation, molecular function: chromatin binding. Gene Ontology annotation, cellular component: condensin complex. Gene Ontology annotation, biological process: mitotic chromosome condensation.